Messenger RNA from Tetrahymena thermophila SB210, 552 nucleotides. RefSeq names its product ADP-ribosylation factor(Arf)/Arf-like (Arl) small GTPase family protein. NCBI's taxonomy places the organism in Eukaryota, Ciliophora, Oligohymenophorea, Hymenostomatida, Tetrahymenidae. Gene Ontology annotation, cellular component: cytoplasm. Gene Ontology annotation, molecular function: GTP binding; GTPase activity. Gene Ontology annotation, biological process: vesicle-mediated transport; intracellular protein transport. The record is from RefSeq and is a predicted model, not a curated record. The transcript is spliced from 6 exons.
AUGGGUUUUGUAUUCAGUAAGAUUUUUAAGAAGCUGUUUGGUUCAAGCAACUCAUUCAAUAUUCAUAUAGUAGGCCUAUAGAACGCUGGAAAAACUACUAUACUUUAUCAAUAUAAUUUAGGGAAGGUUAUUGAAACAACACCUACUUUAGGUAGUAAUAUGGAGGAAGUUAAUCAUAAAAAUGUAAAGCUGAAAGUUUGGGAUUUAGGAGGUUAAAAAAGUAUUAGAGAAGUAUGGGAUAAUUAUUUCUUAGAAAGCGAUGCUGUAAUUUAUGUAGUAGACUCUACAGAUAAAAGUAAAGAAGAUGAAAGUAUGGAGGAAUUUUAAAAGUUGUUGAAAAAUGAAUUGCUGAAAAAUGCAGUGUUUUUAAUAUUUGCUAAUAAAUAAGACAUAGAAGGAGCGAUGACAGCAGAUUUAAUUGCUGAAAAAUACAAAUUAUCUGACAUCAAAACACACUAAUGGCAUAUUUAAGCAUGCAGUGCAGUUAAAAAUACUGGACUUGGAGAAGGAUUGGAUUGGGUUGUAGAUAAAAUUCUAGAAAAAAAUAAAUGA